CUCAACUCCCUUACCCCAUCCCCUCGACCCCACCUACCCCACCCACACGUAGAGAAUUUCAUAUAAUUCACCUAUAAAGUAACUGAAAAAGAAGAAGCUAUAUAGUGUAUUGUUUUAAUCCAACAUUAAAUCUUUAUAGCAAAGUUUUUCUGUAUCUGAAUCAUCACAGAAAAAUUUUCAUCUGUACUUCUUUUAGUUGAAUAUUCAAUCUUUGUAGCAAAAAAGAGUCCAAAAAAAAUUUAAAAAAAUGGAGAACAAUAACUCAUCUUUCUACCAAUUCAGUGAUAACCUACGUUUACAUACAAACAACUUACCAAAUUUAUCAUCAAAUGAUUCAAUAUGGAGUAUCAACAAUCAUGUACUACUACCAAAAAAGCCUCAAGAAAGAAGAAACUUUGAUAUUAGAGUAGGUGGUGAAAUUCAUGCAAAAAAUCCACCAAGAAAUUACAAUCUUUUUAGUAAUGAUGGUUGGAAGAUUGCUGACGUGGCAGCUGCUCAUGGUGGUGGUGGUGGGGUUGGUUUAAAUGGUGGAUUUAAUAAAGGGGUUUAUACAAACACUUUGAGUUUUAAUAAUAUUGCAUUGGACACCGCGCAUGGCAGGAGGUUUAGUGCGUCGAGCUGCUCUAUGGUGAGUAAGAAGAGUGGAAAAGGUGGUAAUUUUGAGGAUGAUUAUGGAUUUGUGAAUAAAUUUGGGAAGAAAAAUAGUAAGGUUAAUAGGGAGAGUAAUAAGGAUUUGAGUGGUGGUGGUAAUAAUGAGAAUAAGAAGUUUAAGACUUUGCCAGCAUCAGAAUGUUUACCAAGAAAUGAAACUGUUGGUGGAUAUAUAUUUGUUUGUAACAAUGAUACUAUGCAUGAGAAUCUCAAAAGAGAGCUCUUUGGUUUGCCACCUCGAUACAGGGAUUCAGUUCGCCAAAUAACACCGGGGUUGCCUCUUUUCCUCUACAACUACUCGACACACCAGCUUCACGGAAUUUUUGAGGCUGCAAGCUUCGGUGGGUCUAACAUUGAUCCUACAGCUUGGGAGGACAAGAAGAACACUGGUGAAUCGCGCUUUCCUGCUCAGGUAAGAAAGCAUGUUUUUAGUUUUUGUGCAGAAUUUCAUUCGGAUAUUUUACUGCUAUCAUACGAAUUAAUAGCAUCCCGUCACCUAAAAGAGGGGCAGCAUCCCGGU
Capsicum annuum is the source of this 1171-nucleotide messenger RNA. RefSeq names its product DCD domain-containing protein NRP-B. The record is from RefSeq and is a predicted model, not a curated record. Gene Ontology annotation, biological process: response to endoplasmic reticulum stress. Lineage: Eukaryota; Viridiplantae; Streptophyta; Magnoliopsida; Solanales; Solanaceae.